Messenger RNA from Pangasianodon hypophthalmus (striped catfish), 1731 nucleotides. Its product is annotated as sialoadhesin. Bases 109 to 1191 code for a protein of 360 amino acids. The record is from RefSeq and is a predicted model, not a curated record. Lineage: Eukaryota; Metazoa; Chordata; Actinopteri; Siluriformes; Pangasiidae. The transcript has 10 exons.
ACCUUGCAACACAUUUUUACCACACACACACGCAGUUUGACAGGUAGAAGUGACGGAGCAUUGGUUCUCUGAAUUUGUCUUUUGGAAGUCAGAUGUGAACAUCGCUUAAUGAAGGUUGUAUUGAUGAUGUCACUCAGAUUGACUCCUCCCCUUUCUCUGCUGUUUCUGCUCAUGAUUUCAGCAGUUGCUGUUGCCCAACAGCAGUGGAGUGUGUCUUACACACAAAACUCUAUCUGUGCUGUAAGGGGAUCUACAGUGACCAUGGGCUGCAGCUACAAAUAUAAUUCAACUAAUUCCACAGUUCAAAGAGCUUUUUGGAGUAAAAAGCUGGUUACAGAUAUAGAGCCUCUUGAUCUGUCUUCAGACCAAAAGUAUAGACUCAGGGUUCAGUAUCUCAGAGAAAAACCACAUGAUUGCAGCCUCAGACUGAAGGAUGUUAUACAGGAGGACAAGGGGAAAUAUUACUUCAUGUUUGCAACAUCAGCUGGAGAACAGUUUCAAGAUCAGCAUGGAGUUGAGCUUUCAGUCACAGGGCUCCGGGUGGAGAUUCCUGAUAGAGUGGUUGAGGGAGAUGAAGUCACUCUCACGUGUAAAACCACCUGCAGCCUGACUGACACUCCAACAUUCACCUGGUACAAAAAUGGAAUGAAUUUAUCCUCCUCCUCUAACCCACUCCGUCUGCCAUCAGUCAGUCAGGAGGAUGCAGGUGAUUACCGCUGUGCUGUACAGGGACAGACUUAUCGCUCCCCUGCUGUCAUUCUUGAUGUCCAAAAUCAUGUCAGGAUUUCCCCUGUAGCUGUUGGAGUUGUCUUCUGUGGAGUCGCAGCUCUUCUAGCUGGACUUUUCUUUAUGAGAUGGAAGAGGCAGAAGACGUUUAAUCAUGUGAAUGCUGUGGAAGACACAUACACUCCUCCUGACCCCAUUUCCAGGUCCUACAAUGACAUGAACAACACACUUGCAAAUGUUCACUCCAGUCCUACUGAAGACACAUAUACAGCGCUUGAUGUUCAGGCCACGUCCUCCAGUGGCGUGUACGACACACUUGCAAACAUUUACUGCAGUCCUACUGAUGACACAUACACAGCUCUUGAUCUUCAGACCAGGUCCUCCAAUGACACGUACUCAGCUCUGGAUUCUCAGUCCAUCUCUCCUGAUUACUACAAUUUACCAACUGCAAGAAAGCAACAGUGAGAUCAUCAACCUCAACACCAUGUCAAGAGAGAGAGAGAGAGAGAGAGAGACAGACAGACAGACAGAAAUGACUGAUGCUAGAAUAGUUCUGUUUUUGAUCUGUGGAUCAAUAUUGAACUCAAUCUUUAAAUACAGUGGUGCUUGAAAGUCUGUGAACCCUUUAAAAUGUUCUAUAUUUCUGCAUAAAUAUGACCUAAAACAUCAUCAGAUUUUCACACAGGUCCAAAAAGUAGACAACAAGACUCCAAUUAAACAAAUGAGACAAAAAUAUUAUACUUGGUCAUUUCUUUAUUGAGGAAAAUGAUCUAAUAUUACAUAUCUGUGAGUGUGAAAAGUAUAAGAACAUUUGCUUUCAGUAUCUGGUGUGACCCCCUUGUGCAGCAAUAACUGCAACUGAACGUUUCUGGUAGCUGGUGAUCAGUCCUGCACUUUGGCUAGGAGGAAUUUUAGCUUUAAUCAUAUUUAUGCAUAUUUUACCUGCUAAACAACACAUUGUGCAAAAAUGUGUGCCUUUAACUUUUGUACAUUUUACACAAUAAA